AUGACAAACGAGUGGCGCGAGUCCAAGCUGCGGACUGAGGUCCUGCAGCCCAAGGCGUCGGCAAAGACCCCGUACUCGAUCGAAUCACCUGGCGCCAAGCCCGUCGAAGGCGAGACCAUCCCGCGACGACACCCUCUUACCGCGAAUGGUCUCAUUACCACCCCCGCCAACAACAUCACCACAACAUAUGAGCUGCUGCGUGUGAGCGUCGCCAAGUUCGGCAACGCAAAGGCCCUCGGGUCGCGACGCCUGGUUCGCACCCACCAGGAGACCAAGAAGGUCAAGAAGAUGGUAGACGGCAAAGAGCAGCAGGUCGACAAGGCCUGGACCUUCUUCGAGCUCAGCCCCUACGAGUACCUCACCUACAAUGACUACGAGCGCCUGGUUCUGAACGUCGGUUUCGGUCUGAGGAAGCUUGGCAUGGCCAAGGGCGACAGAAUCCACAUAUUUGCCGCCACGAGCGCCAACUGGCUGGCCACCUCCCACGCCGCUGCCUCCCAGUCGAUGCCCAUCGUCACCGCCUACGACACCCUCGGCGAGGAGGGACUGCGACAUUCUAUGGUCGCCACCGGUGCCAAGGCCAUCUUCCUCGAUCCCCAUCUACUCCCGACCCUGGGAAACGUUCUCAAGGACGCCUCAGAAGUGCGCUACGUAAUCUGGAACAACCAGAACCAGGUUAAACAGGAGCACAUCGACAAACUCAAGAGCGCCUACAGCCACGUCACCGUCAUGAGCUUCAAGGAGCUCGAGAAGCUUGGGAAGGAUAAUCCUACCGACCCGGUCCCUCCUACCCCUGAGGAUCUCUGCUGUAUCAUGUACACCUCUGGCUCCACUGGUACCCCCAAGGGUGUGCCGUUAAAACACAAGAACCUCGUUGCCGCUGUUGCUGGUGUCAGCGUUGUGGUACAGCCGUUCAUCGGGCCAGGCGAUAGUGUCCUCACCUACCUACCUUUAGCCCACAUUCUCGAGCUUGUAUUCGAGAACGCCUCGCUGUACUGGGGCGCAAACAUGGGAUACGGAAACCCCAAGACUCUGUCCGACACCUCGGUCCGCAACUGCGCUGGUGAUAUCCGCGAGUUCAAGCCUUCCGUCUUGGUCGGUGUGCCAGCAGUCUGGGAGUCGGUCAAGAAGGGCAUAACCGGCAAGGUGGCUGCCGGUGGUCCUGUACUGCAGAACAUGUUCUGGGGCGCUCUGGGGCUGAAGAGCAGGCUGUUGUCCAUGGGACUUCCUGGCUCUGGUCUGCUUGACCACGUGGUCUUCAAGAAGAUCAAGGAAGCUACAGGAGGCCGCCUUAAGCUCUGCCUGAAUGGCGGCGGCCCUGUUGCCAGAGACACACAGGAGUUCAUAUCCAUGGCCAUUGCACCCAUGAUCAUCGGAUAUGGUCUCACCGAGACCAGCGCCAUGGGGGCCCUCAUGAGCCCCCAUGAAUGGUCAUCGGAAACCCUUGGAGCGAUGCCCGCUUCUAUUGAAGUCAAGCUCGUCGAUUUUCCUGACGCCGGCUACUACGCGACCAACAAGCCGAACCCACAAGGAGAAAUUUGGAUCCGGGGUGCCGGCGUCAUGGACGAAUACUACCAGAACGAGAAGGAGACUCGCGAAAACAUGUCCGAUGGCUGGUUCAAGUCGGGAGAUAUUGGCGAGUUCGACGCCAAUGGACAUAUUAAGAUCAUCGACCGCAAGAAGAACCUUGUCAAAACCUUGAACGGCGAGUACAUUGCGCUCGAGAAGCUCGAAUCGAUCUACCGAUCCGCCCGUGUUGUGAACAACAUCUGCGUGUACGCAGACCAGUCCAAGGCCAAGCCUAUUGCGAUCAUUGUGCCGGCCGAACCGGCACUGAAGAAAUUAGCUGAAGAGAACGGCAUCCAGGGCUCUAGCCUGGAGGAGCUGGUGCACAACAAGAAGCUGAACGGUAUCGUGCUUAAGGAACUUCAGAAUGCAGGACGCGCCGGCGGUCUCUCCGGAAUUGAGAUCAUCGAGGGUGUUGCGCUCUCUGAUGAAGAAUGGACCCCGCAAAACGGCCUUGUAACCGCGGCGCAAAAGCUAAACCGGAAGGUCAUUCUCGAUAAAUACAAGUCCGAGGUUGACGAGGCUUACAGCUCUUCAAGCUAG
Molecule: messenger RNA, 2109 nt
Organism: Anthostomella pinea
Lineage: Eukaryota; Fungi; Ascomycota; Sordariomycetes; Xylariales; Xylariaceae
Source: the annotation of a GenBank genome assembly